Manihot esculenta (cassava) is the source of this 1723-nucleotide messenger RNA. Its product is annotated as pentatricopeptide repeat-containing protein At1g31790. The transcript has a single exon. NCBI's taxonomy places the organism in Eukaryota, Viridiplantae, Streptophyta, Magnoliopsida, Malpighiales, Euphorbiaceae. Gene Ontology annotation, biological process: RNA modification. The coding region runs from base 140 to 1426 and encodes 428 amino acids. The record is from RefSeq and is a predicted model, not a curated record. Gene Ontology annotation, molecular function: RNA binding; protein binding.
CCAAAAUUUUGCUGAUCCCAGCUCUAAGUUCUGGUUCGAAUAUUCAAAUACAGUGUAUUGAUUUAACUGAGCAUUACAAGUUAGAUUCAAAAUCAGCAUCUAAAACCAAAAACCAAAGCAGGAGUAAUUGACAGUGUUAAUGUCUUCUUCCACUUCCUCCCAAUUGCACUCAUCAGAAAAGGGUUUCCAGUUUAGCUACAGCAGCAAGAAGAUCAACAAAAUCAAUCCUCCGAACCCGCCAACUAAUUUGAAAUUACCUCUUAGGAGACCAGAUCCAGUUACUAAAUCUCCGAUUCUCUCUCAACCCAUAAAACAAUUCGCUGCCACUAACAAUUAUAGCAGGAGAAAGCAGAGUUCAAGCUCAGAUAUCGUGAGGUUGAUGGAUAGUCUAAACCGCCCAAUUCCACCAGAUAUCUACUCUUCCCUUAUCGAAGAAUGCACCCUCUCAUCUGACUCCGAUGAAGCUCUCUACUUGCAUUCUCGCCUCAUUAACCAGAGUGGUCUUAAGCUUACCUCACAUUUGACCUACCGUCUUCUACUUAUGCUUGUGUCUUGUGGGCAUUUGGAUACUGCCCGCAAUAUGUUUGAUCAAAUGACGCGUAGGAAAGGCUUCCUUUCUUGGGCUAUAAUAAUUGUCGGUUAUAUGGAUAACUGUCGUUAUGAAGAGGUUAUCGAUUUGUUCUCUAAAAUGAUGCUUCAUUUUAAUGUUUAUACGAGCAUGCUUGAAUUUCCUACGUGGGUUAUAGUCAUAGUUUGCUUCCUCAAGGCUUGUGUGUGCAGCAGGAACAUGAUAUUGGGGAAGCAGGUUCAUGGGUUGUUACUAAAAUUAGGUGUUACCUAUGAUUUUUCUGUGAAUGUUGCCUUGAUGGACUUGUAUGGGAAAUUUGGGUUUCUGGAAAGUGCUACCUCUGUUUUUAAUCAGCUUUGCCAUCCUAACACUACCAUUUGGACGGUUAAGAUAGUGAACAAUUGUAGAGAAGGGCGUUUCUAUGAAGUAAUGAAGGAUUUCAGGGAAAUGGGAAGGGUUGGAAUAAGGAGGAAUAGAUUUACUUUAUCUACUGUACUGAAGGCAUGUGCAAGGAUGGAUGAUGGUGGAAGAUGUGGUCGGCAAGUCCAUGCCUUUGCCAUCAAGCUAGCGUUAGAAUCGGAUGCUUUUGUACAAUGUGGGUUGAUUGAUAUGUAUGGAAAAUGUCAGAUGAUCAGGGAUGCAAAACAAAUGUUUGAGAUUGUAGUUGAUAAAACAAACGUUGCAUGUUGGAAUACUUUGCUUAUGGCUUAUGUUCGGAGUGGGUUGUUUACUGAAGCAGUUAAGGUUUUAUAUCAGAUGAAAGCAGCUCAUUUACAGGUUAACGAAUCGCUAAUCAAUCAUGUCAGGAUUGCUUGCAUCACUCCAACUCUGAAAAGCAGAAUAGGGACAACCAGAUAAAUGCGUUCUUGAGGUUAAUUAUGAUUCUUCACCCUUUGUAUAGCUGCAUUUAGAAUAUGUAAGGUAAAAGUGAGGUGGAUCCUAUAUCAACUUUGUUUGCAUAUUUACAGUUUUCAGUUUCAAUCAAAACAUAAUCAAAUAUAUAAUGUGAAGCUAGAGGAACGCAUGUUCAGGGUUUCAAAAAAUGUUAAAGACCAUGGAAAGCUUAUCUAGGACAAAUUGAAUGAAUUCCUUAUAGAGUGUUGCAUGUACAUUAGCUGCUUGCCUAGACAUUUAUAAUUUUAAUAAUUGGGGGUU